Molecule: messenger RNA, 4963 nt
Organism: Drosophila grimshawi
Lineage: Eukaryota; Metazoa; Arthropoda; Insecta; Diptera; Drosophilidae
Product: roundabout homolog 2
Exons: 12
Coding region: 588-4910 (1440 amino acids)
Molecular function (GO): protein binding
Source: RefSeq, a predicted model, not a curated record
GCCACAUUGCCACUUGCCACAGUCGCAUUUGCAAUCGCAGCGACAGUUCAUAUAUACAAAAAAAAAAACAAAAACUAAAAAAUAAAAACAUAAACAAACAUUUAGACAACAAAUAAAAAGCCGUUUCGCGGGCGUGUUGCAAGCGCAGUUUGCACCGUGUGUUAUUAAUUUGUUUAAUUGCGAGGCGUUGCAAACAUGCGGAACUCAAGUGGCCAUCAGGUGGCAGGAACCGCAGCGACGCUGAUGCGCCGCAAGAUUUUGGUGGCAAACGGAAAAGCAAAAGCAAACGGAAGCGGAAGCAUUUAAGCAAAGUGCCUGCUUUCAGGCUCCCGUCGAGCGCACUAUGUAUGUGUGUGUGCCGCUGUUGUUGUGCGAGUGUGUGUGUGUGUGUGAGAAAUGCUUCUGAAGCCGGUUGGGCUAAGCCAAAGUUGCAGCUGAAACUUGCAAUAAAAAUUGAAUACUGAAUACUCAGAAAAGAAUAAGAAGAAACCCCUCAUUGCAGCCAGCACAUCCUUGCGAUCCUUUGGCGUCUGUGUGGGUGUGUGUGAGUGUGUGUGCAUGUGUGCGAGAGUGUGGCGAGCAAAUAAAUGCUUUUGCAACGCUUUUUUAGCCAUUUUAUCUCAAGUCGAAAUACUGUAAAAAAUUGUAAAAUGGAUUUACAUUUCGUAUUCAUCGUUUUCCUGCUGAAGUGGACCUAUGCACAAGGUUCACAUCCGCCACGAAUAGUGGAACAUCCCAUAGAUACGACGGUGCCUCGACACGAGCCAGCAACGCUUAAUUGCAAGGCAGAGGGCUCACCCACGCCCACCAUUCAAUGGUAUAAGGAUGGUGUGCCACUGAAAAUACUGCCGGGUUCACAUCGCAUCACACUGCCAGCGGGCGGAUUGUUUUUCCUCAAGGUUGUCAAUUCACGUCGCGAAACAGAUGCCGGCAUUUACUGGUGCGAGGCCAAGAAUGAACUGGGCGUGGCCAGGAGUCGCAAUGCCACAUUGCAAGUGGCGGUGCUUCGCGAUGAGUUUCGCCUGGAGCCGCAAAAUACACGCAUCGCACAGGGUGACACAGCGCUGCUGGAGUGUGCGGCACCGCGCGGCAUCCCGGAACCGACGGUCGCCUGGAAGAAGGGUGGCCUCAAAUUGGAUUUGGAUGGCACGAAGCGUGUACGCAUCGUUGAUGGCGGCAAUUUGGCCAUACAGGAUGCACGUCAGAGUGACGAGGGUCAAUACCAGUGCAUUGCCAAGAAUCCAGUUGGUGUCCGUGAAUCAUCCCUAGCCACGCUCAAAGUACACGUUAAGCCGUACAUCAUACGUGGACCACAUGAUCAAACGGUAUUAGAGGGCGCCUCCGUCACGUUCCCCUGCCGCGUCGGCGGCGAUCCCAUGCCGGAUGUCCUCUGGCUGCGUACAGCCUCCGGUGGCAAUAUGCCGCUAGACCGUGUCAGCGUGCUGGAGGAUCGCAGCUUGCGUCUGGAACGCGUCACAAUUGCCGAUGAGGGCGAAUACAGCUGCGAGGCGGACAAUGUGGUGGGUGCCAUCACUGCGAUGGGCACUCUGACUGUGUUCGCGCCCCCGAAAUUCAUCCAACGUCCCGCCAGCAAAUCCGUUGAAUUGGGGGCAGACACAUCGUUCGAGUGUCGCGCCUCGGGCAAUCCUAAGCCCACCAUAUUCUGGACAAUCAAGAACAACAGCACGCUGAUUUUUCCGGGUGCACCGCCCCUGGAUCGCUUUCACAGCCUGAACACGGAGGAGGGUCAUUCGAUAUUGACGUUGACACGCUUUCAACGCACCGACAAGGAUCUGGUGAUUGUGUGCAAUGCAAUGAACGAGGUGGCCAGCAUAACGUCGCGGGUGCAGCUCAUCCUCGACUCCCAGGAGGAUCGACCACCGCCCAUAAUCAUUGCGGGGCCGGUGAAUCAGACGCUGCCCAUCAAAUCGCUGGCAACGCUGCAGUGCAAGGCAAUUGGUUUGCCCAAUCCAACAAUAUCAUGGUAUCGCGAUGGGAUUCCAGUGCAUCCCAGUGCCAAGCUGAACAUAACGGCUGCUGGUGAUUUAAUUAUCUCCGAUUUGGAUCGUCAACAGGAUCAGGGUCUGUACACUUGUGUGGCCAGCUCGAGGGCUGGCAAGUCCACAUGGAGUGGUUUCCUGCGCAUUGAGCUGCCCACGAAUCCAAACAUCAAGUUCUAUCGUGCACCCGAGCAAAGUAAAUGCCCCACGGCGCCGGGGCAGCCGACAGUGCUGAAUGCCACUGCAGCGGCAAUGACAAUUGUGUGGCCUACCAGUGACAAGUUGGGCUCAUCGCCCUUUCACGGCUACAGCGUGGAGAUGUACUGCACGAACAAGAGCAAAACUUGGAUACCGAUAGCCAGCAGACUAAGUGAGCCGAUUGUCACCGUGGAUAGUUUGGAGUCGGGUGCCGCUUACAUGUUCAUUGUGCGUGCCGAGAACGCUUUGGGCUUUUCGCCACCCUCACCCAUCUCGGAGCCGAUUACGGCUGGGAAGCUGGUGGGUGUGCGCGAUGGCAGUGAUGCUUCAUCGGGUGGCUCGGUCAGCUCACAGCUAUUGCUCAGCGAUGUGGAGACACUGUUGCAAUCGAAUGAUAUUGUUGAGCUGCUCGAGGCAAAUGCCAGCGAUUCGACAACUGUCCGAUUGGCGUGGGACAUCGAUAGUGGCCAGUAUAUCGAAGGAUUCUAUUUGUACGCGAGGGAGCUGAGGUCAGCUGAAUACAAGAUGUUAACGCUGCUCAACAAGGGCCAGGGGCUCAGCUCGUGCACCGUACCCGGCUUGGCCAAGGCGUCUACGUAUGAGUUUUUUCUUGUGCCAUUUUACAAGAGCGUGGUAGGCAAACCCUCGAAUACUCGAUAUGCCCGCACCCUGGAAGAUGCGCCCGAGGCUCCACCGUUUGGCAUGGAGGCCAUCCAAUUCAAUCGCACCUCUGUCUUCCUGAAAUGGCUUCCCCCACAUCCGAAUCGCACCCGUAAUGGCAUCCUCACCAGCUACAAUGUGCUCGUCAAGGGUCUGGAUGUGCACAAUACGACGCGUAUAUUCAAAAAUAUGACCAUUGACGCGGCGACACCGACGUUGCUGCUGGCGAACCUCACCACUGGCGUCACCUACUACAUUGCUGUGGCGGCUGCCACUCGCGUCGGCGUUGGUCCCUACAGCAAACCGGCCGUGUUGCGCAUCGAUGCGCGCACCCAAUCACUGGACACCGGCUACACGCGCUAUCCCAUCAGUCGUGAUAUUGCCGAUGACUUUUUAACGCAGACCUGGUUUAUCGUCCUGCUGGGCUCCAUCAUUGCCAUAAUUGUGUUUCUAUUGGGCGCAUUGGUUCUAUUCAAGCGCUAUCAAUUUAUCAAGCAGACCUCGCUGGGCAGUUUACAUGGCAAUCACGCAAUCGGCACCGUGCGAAAGUUUCCAACGUUGCCUAUGAAUGGUGGCAGUGGGGGCGGAGUCGGCGCUUGUAUUGGCAACAAUGCUGCUGGCAACUCGGGCAUUUCCAACUCGAAUGGGCUAUGGAUCGAUCCGAGUGGCGGUGUUUGGCGACAGGCCGCUGGCUCAUGUACAACAAAGGAGCAACUUCCGGGCUAUGCACAGGCCACAGCACCACAGCAAGGACAACGUGGACAGGGACAGGGGCAGGGACAGGAACAGAGGCGGGGACAGCAACAAGGACAAUCAAACACACAACAGCCGCUGCCUGAUUAUGAGAGACUCUCGCCACUGAAUAUGCCGGAUUAUGCGGAAGUUGCAUGUUCAACAUUCAAAAGUCCGCACAACAAUGCUGCGCAAACUUCCGGUGCAGCUGCCUCAUCAGCAUCAUUAUACGAUAGCUGCGGCGCCUAUGCCACAACAAAUGUGGUCGCCAAUGUGAAGCUCUAUCAGAAUCGUUAUGGCACACAGCCAACAACAACGGCAGCAACUGCUGCAACUGCAACUGCAGUUGGUGGCAGCACCAACAACAAUAACAACAACAAUGGCACACUGAUUGGCAAUAGCCAGAAUAGCGAUUAUCAAUCGAGCGGCAUGUAUUCGGCGCCAGCAAGUGCACAUUAUGGCUGCCUGGAGCCAAAUUCCAGUCCAAAUCCGAUGACCAUAUCGACAGCCUCAACGGCCAUUUUGAGCGGUUCACCGGCCAAACUGAAAAAGAUCAACAUCACCGAGAAUAAAAUGGAGCAUCUACAGAAUCUGAGCAACAAGAACGAUACGCUUCUGCUACUGUCAUCCACCAGUAAGCCAACCAAGGAACGCACAAAUCCCUUCAAUCAGCAGCAACAAUUGCUGCUCGCGAGCAAUGCAUUGAAACAGGGCUUGGGCGCCUAUGCGAAUACCACACUGGCGGCUCAAAUGGCCAGCGGUGGUGGGGCGGGCACCUUGCGCCGCCAACGACAGCCUAAAACGCUCUUCAAGAGCGAGAACAACAUAUUGGGCAGUAAGUCGAGCAAUUCCCGGCAGCAACAGCAGCAUCCGAACAAUGCAUCGGCGAAUGGCAAUUUAGAUUUUCUCACUGGUGGUGGUGGAGCAGGUGGACCAUCAGCAUCCAUUGGUGGUGGUGCGGAUAAUUUGGAUGCCGACUUUACGGCGCUGUGCAAUUCAACGAAUCAGCUGCUGAACGAUUGGGCUUCUUCCAGUGCAUCAAUUGCCGCAGCGAGCGACUGUCAUCAUUUUGGCAGCAAACAGCCGAGCAAACAGCACUUGUAUGUCAAGGCCAAGGAUGGCACCUGGUCAGCCGUCAGCUCUGAUGCCUAUCAGAACUUCAAGCAACAGCAGCAGCAACAGCAGCAGCAACAAUUCCAUGCUGGUACAGGUGACAACAAGCAGCUAGCCCCACUACUGAUUAAUCCCGCCCAUAGCUCGAGCAGCCUAGCAGCUGAUAGCAAAUUCCUGAGUAGUUUCGGUGCCAGCGCCAAUGUGUAGAGCGUUUUAUAUCUAUACCUAUAUAUAUAUACAUGAGGGUUUCCCGGGGGGAU